AUGUCUUCUUCCGUACCUGCAGCAAACACUAGUAAUAAUAGCAGCAAAUCUACGUCUUCCCCCUCCUCUAGUUCUUCAGCCAAUAGCUCUGAUUUUACCAAGGAGCAAUGGUUGGAGCUACUUCGUAUCCUCCCUAGCACUAGCCUCGUGAACCUUCAAUUGGCCUGGAAGGAGUUUGUCGAAGAGACAACAGGACAACACAACCCUGAACAAAAGACUCUUCUUCCAGAUGCCUCCACUCUAGUACGCGCUGUGGGAGUUGAUCAAAAUGAACUGACUCAGAAUGCCUAUGACAGACUCCGGUUUGAUGCUCUCCUUAAGCAACAAUUGGAUUUAGAAAGUAAAGCCAUAGAACAGCCCAACGGUUUAGAUGCUCUUGCAGCAGCUGCACUUGCAAACACCAACACAGAGACCAAUGUGACUUCAACAUCAGCGGUUACUGUGUAUCAAGGCAAGCCGGUGCCCGGCACCAGUCUGGUGGCCAUUCCAUUCACUCCCCAAAUAACUCCUGCCAUUUUAGGCGGCUUCAAGUCUGACUCAAGUCAACGUCAGUCACCAACUAUCCGAGAAACACCCAAAAGACUAGCUGCUACCAGAGCCGAAGCAGAACAAGCGGCUCAAGUUCACGGCAGCAGUUCUAAUGAGUCGAUUAAACGAAGUCGCCUUUCUAAUGACGGCUCGGUGGAGGACAUGGACACCUCUAACCCCCUAUCUCAGAUAUCUACCACCGGAAAUCUACUUCUUUCAAAUGGAACCCUAUCAGCUGUUGCCUCCUUAAAACCAGAUCCGGAAGGUAUCAACUCCAGCUAUUCCUUCCAAACUAACACGCAAGACAUCUCCGGAAACUGGAACCUUCAUACUUCAUCAUCUGUGAAUGCGCCUGCUAGUACAAGCAGUGGAGUAACUACUGCUGAAUGCAAUCGCAGGCGGGCUAGGGACGAGGGUAUAACUGAAGACGAGGCAGCAAGGCGGGAGAAACGACGAGAGCGGAAUCGCGUGGCAGCGGCAAAAUGCCGUCAGAAUCGACAGAACCAAAUCGAGGAUUUGAAGUCUCGACGCAAGAUGCUCGAGGACGAGGGUAACCAAGUGAGGCAACUUCUCGAAAACGCCAAACGGCAGAAACAGCAAUAUGAAGAAUUGCUCAAGAACCACGCGAGAAAUGGUUGUCCAACUGCUCAGCAGUAUUAUCAGGACGGAAGUCUCAUUUUGCCUCUCUCAAGCGGUAACACCACCGUCUCAAGACAACAACCUGUAACAGCUUCUAUCGAUCUCUCCUCUAUGACGCCGGUUCAAACCAGCCUACAGAUCCUUCAGUCCUCAAGCACCCACCAAAUUGCCCUUCCUACCACCACCACCACCGCCGUGAUUAAACCAGAGGCCCCUAGUUCGAGUCAAUCGUUUGUCCCUGCUCUACGACCGAGCAGCCUCCCCUUGGUUAACUCCACCAAGAUCGAAAUUCCUACUCCCACCCUGGACUCAAACACAGCAUCCACAUCUGCCAGUCAAUUCGCUCGGAUGUGGUCCUCCUCAAUUGCCUCGAAGAUUAAAACCCCUGGGGGCGAAAGUUGGGUCAAUAGUCAGAUUGGCCUUCCUCCGAUCAGUGUCACUUCUGACAAGGAUGGCAUUAUUUCCUCCACAACCACUACUACUACUCUCCUUUCGACUCCGGAUAUACUUCAUCAUCUUGGAGUCACUCUAGGAGCAGCCUCUCUCUCAAACAACUCAAGCAAGCCCCAGGAUGAGAAGAUCUCCAGCGCAACUGCGAAUACCUCAUCAACAAUAUAA
This is a messenger RNA of Rodentolepis nana, 1785 nucleotides long. Lineage: Eukaryota; Metazoa; Platyhelminthes; Cestoda; Cyclophyllidea; Hymenolepididae. The record is from the annotation of a GenBank genome assembly.